AAGCAGAAAGGGGGCGGGGUUGAGGGGGGCGGGCCUGGAGCUGGGGAGUGAAAGCGAAAGCCCAGGCGGCUAACUCGGAGAAGGGAGAUCUGCAACUGGAGCAGCAUGGCCAAACCUGCUGGGGUGCGCCUGAGCCAGGAGGCCCGCAAACAGGUAGAUGUCUUCAGGCAAAAUCUCUUCCAGGAGGCUGAGGAAUUCCUCUAUACGUUCUUGCCACAGAAAAUCAUACACCUCAAUCAACUCUUGCUUGAGGACUUCUUCAAUGUGACUGAUCUGACCUCCCUGCGGGCCCCUUUGGACAUCCCCAUCCCAGACCCGCCACCCAAGGAUGAUGAGAUGGAAACAGAUAAACAGGAGAAGAAGGAAGUCCCGAAAUGCGGCUUUCUUCCUGGAAAUGAGAAGCUCUUAGCUCUGCUUGCUUUCGUUAAGCCAGAAGUCUGGACUCUCAAAGAGAAAUGCAUUCUGGUGGUCACAUGGAUCCAGCACCUGAUCCCCAAGAUCGAGGAUGGAAAUGAUUUUGGGGUGGCAGUCCAGGAGAAAGUACUGGAGAGGGUGAACGCAGUGAAGACCAAAGUGGAAACCUUCCAGACAACCAUAUCCAAGUACUUCUUAGAACGUGGGGAUGCUGCUGCCAAGGCAUCCAAGGAGACCCAUGUGAUGGAUUACCGGGAAUUGGUCCAUGAGCGAGACGAGGCGGCUUACAGGGCGUUGCGGGCCAUGGUGCUGGACCUGAGGGCCUUCUAUGCUGAACUUUAUCAUAUCAUCAGUAGCAACCUGGAGAAGAUUGUCAACCCAAAAGGUGAAGAAAAGCCAUCCAUGUACUGAGUGAGCCCAGGCCUAAAGGGAAAAUAAAUG
This is a messenger RNA of Ochotona princeps (American pika), 855 nucleotides long. RefSeq names its product proteasome activator subunit 2 (gene PSME2). The record is from RefSeq and is a predicted model, not a curated record. Gene Ontology annotation, molecular function: endopeptidase activator activity. The coding region runs from base 106 to 825 and encodes 239 amino acids. Gene Ontology annotation, biological process: regulation of proteasomal protein catabolic process; positive regulation of endopeptidase activity; regulation of G1/S transition of mitotic cell cycle. Lineage: Eukaryota; Metazoa; Chordata; Mammalia; Lagomorpha; Ochotonidae. Gene Ontology annotation, cellular component: cytoplasm; proteasome activator complex; nucleoplasm. The transcript is spliced from 11 exons.